This is a messenger RNA of Sesamum indicum (sesame), 919 nucleotides long. Its product is annotated as protein sym-1. The record is from RefSeq and is a predicted model, not a curated record. Lineage: Eukaryota; Viridiplantae; Streptophyta; Magnoliopsida; Lamiales; Pedaliaceae. Gene Ontology annotation, cellular component: cytoplasm; membrane.
UGGCAAAGCUGGUGGUGGAUUUGGAGGUUCUGGAGGUGGAGGUGGCAACAGUGCUGGGGGGGCUGGUGGGAGUAACUGGUCGUUGCUUUCAUGGUAUAUGUCUCUUCUUGCCCGGUACCCUGUUACGACAAAAGCUGUUACAUCAGCGUUUUUGACUUUGGUUGGUGAUCUAAUUUGUCAGCUCUUGAUCGAUCAAGUACCAUCUCUAGACAUGAAGAGGACAUUUAUUUUCACCCUGUUGGGGCUGGUCUUGGUUGGUCCAACAUUGCAUUUCUGGUAUUUGUCUCUGAGUAAAAUGGUCACAGCCCCUGGAGCUUCUGGUGCUUUCUUGCGGCUUCUCCUUGAUCAAUUUCUUUUUGCUCCCACUUUUAUUGGGAUUUUCCUGUCUACGUUGGUGACACUUGAGGGAAAGCCAUCACACGUGAUCCCAAAGCUGCAACAGGAGUGGUUCUCAUCUGUUCUUGCAAAUUGGCAACUGUGGAUACCUUUCCAAUUCCUCAACUUCCGUUUUGUGCCACAACAAUUUCAGGUCCUUGCAGCAAACUUUAUUGCAUUAAUAUGGAAUGUAAUUCUUUCAUAUAAAGCUCACAAGGAAAUUCUUGCCAAAUAGGCUUUGCCCCUUUGCCUGUACACUGAAUAAUGAAGCGACCGAUCAAGGGUGCCUCAAUAGCCUACCGAUCUGCAAAACACAUAAAGGCAACAGUCGUCAGUCGUGGUCUGUGAUGGAUUUGCAGGUGCAGGUGCUGCUAUUAAUCAUGUACAUUGUAUCAUCAACGUCACCUCAUUUAUCACGCUUAAUAUACAUGUCGUGCUCAUGCACUACUAUUGUCUCCCAUGCUCUUUAUUGUUUCUUCUGUUCGAUAUCUGGUGCAACCAGUGUUCGUUUUUACUAAUUUCAGUGAAUUUGUAUGGUUUCUUU